Messenger RNA from Aureobasidium melanogenum CBS 110374, 267 nucleotides. RefSeq lists its product as uncharacterized. The annotation marks the transcript as partial. The record is from RefSeq and is a predicted model, not a curated record. Gene Ontology annotation, cellular component: membrane. The transcript is spliced from 2 exons. Lineage: Eukaryota; Fungi; Ascomycota; Dothideomycetes; Dothideales; Saccotheciaceae.
AUGAACUUCGUUUUUCCAAUUCGCAUUGCGCAAGUCAUCAUCGCAAUCAUCGUCCUUGCAACAAGUGCCUAUGUCACAAGCGCUUUCCACAAUGGCUCACCAUCUUCGAUCAACUUCCUCGUGUUUAGUUCUGUCUGGACGCUCCUCGCCUUGAUCUACCUCAGCCUCACAUCAUGGAAGCUCGAACGCUUCGCUCACCCAUGGAUCAUCUGCGGUGUCGAGAGCUUGACAAUGCUCUUCUGGUUCGCCGGAUUCAUCGCUGCUGCA